This is a messenger RNA of Hypoxylon trugodes, 5050 nucleotides long. RefSeq names its product putative ABC multidrug transporter. Gene Ontology annotation, molecular function: ABC-type transporter activity; ATP hydrolysis activity; ATP binding. NCBI's taxonomy places the organism in Eukaryota, Fungi, Ascomycota, Sordariomycetes, Xylariales, Hypoxylaceae. Gene Ontology annotation, cellular component: membrane. Bases 399 to 4442 code for a protein of 1347 amino acids. The transcript is spliced from 3 exons. Gene Ontology annotation, biological process: transmembrane transport. The record is from RefSeq and is a predicted model, not a curated record.
CAUGUACUAUGUAAUGUAGAUGAAGUAGGUACUUUCCCGAGGUCCCCAUUCUUCAAUGAAAGUACAACUUUGUACACUUUUGACCCUGGAAUUGGCGUUACAUCAUAAAAACUAUAUACCGUUGUAAACUCGCCGAAAUGAGAAGGACCCUCUUCUAGAAUGAACUUAUGAGCUCCAUUGCUUGGUACCCAUCUAGUCUCCUAUCGUCAUGGUUGGUGUUGUAUUUGCAAUUGUUCCGGCCCAUCAUGGUUCGGCAUGCCAGGGGAGGAGGAAAAAAUAAUGGAUCCAUGGGGUGGAUUUGGUUGGGGAGAAUUGAGAAAAAUUUUGAUGCCUUCAAGUCUAUCUUGAACGUGUCUUCUAUGUGUUGAAGGUUCGAGGGCUCACGAACGUUCAUUGAGAUGGGAAAAGAAUCUGUUUCGAAUCCCACAAUGGGCGUGGCGUCUCGUAACGAUGAAUCGAGCGCUGACGGAAGUGAAAACAGCUCAGCCAUUCGGAGAGUAGCAUCGAUGGCGUCACAUGUUUCUCGGGGUCUCUUUCGAUAUUUCCGCCUCCUGACGUAUGCCGAACCGGGAAAAAUAGAUAUCGCACUGUUAAUCGUCGGUACCAUCGCAGCAAUCGCAGCUGGAAUACCAUUCCCGCUUCUUGGAAUCUUAUUCGGUCAAUUAGUCGACGACUUAGACUCGGCAACAUGUGCGGUUCAGGAUGCGACUCCGUCCAGCGAAUAUCAGGAUGCUGUCAAUCAGAAGGUCCUGCUAGUUAUGGCUUGCGCUCUGGCGCAAUUCGCGCUCAUUUACGUCCAUACUGUAUGCUGGAACCUUUUCGGUGAUAGACUCGCCCAUCGAUUGCGAGAACGUUAUUUCCGCUCCUUACUCCGCCAGGAGGUGUCAUUUUUCGAUAAGCUACCCGCCGGAGAAGUAUCCUCACGUCUGAGCGCCGACAUCAACAUAAUAAAAAGCGGCACAUCGGAAAAAGUAGGCGUGUAUGUAGGCUCGCUCGCUAUGUUUAUCACCUCCUAUAUUAUCGCAUUCAUUAAAGAUGCGAGGCUUGCGGGCAUAUUAGUCUCACUGGUUCCUGCAUUCAUGUUAAUGUCUCUCGUGGGCGGCCACUUCGUUGGGAAAUUCUCUGGCCUAGCAUCCAAAUACAUUGCCGAUGCAUCAUCCAUCGCCUUGGAAAGUCUGUCGAACGUUAUGGUAGUACAUGCAUUUCGCGCGAAUGAUAGGCUCGAGGAAAAGUUCGCCGGAAAACUCAUUGCGGCAAAGGGCCAAGCGGUGAAAAAAGCUAUCACGACAGCUAUUCAAUCGGGUUUGCUCUACUUCAUAGCUUUCUCAGCGAGUGGAUUAGCAUACUGGCAAGGAAGCCGGACAAUUGCCGACGUUAUUGGAGGCCGAGCAGAAGGAGUAACGAUUGGUUCAACAUACACAAUUAUUUUCUUAUUAGUCGACGCUUCUCUCGUGAUCAGUCAAAUUUCACCGUACUUGCAAAUUUUCGGCUCAGCCACGGCAGCCUUAGAGAAACUCGAAACAGACAUGAACCGUCGUUCCAAAAUUGACGGCACGCUUCCUUCCGAGGGCGGUGAUUCCGAAUUCUUCUCUGGAGAUGUUCAACUCGAUAAUGUGGACUUCACCUACCCAUCACGACCAGACGUUCCCGUGAUUCAAGGGGUUACACUUCACUUACCCGCGGGCCAGCAUACCGCGAUCGUUGGUCUAUCUGGAAGUGGAAAAUCAACGAUCGCUGGUUUGCUCACCCGACUGUAUGAUCCGGAUCAAGGUACCAUAAGCGUUGAUGGUCGGGAUGUUCGCGACUUCAAUGUGCGUCAGCUACGAAGCUUUGUCGGGCUUGUCCAACAAGACCCCUUGCUUUUGGAUAGAUCGGUGCUGGAAAAUAUAGCCCUUGGAUUAGUAAACUCUCCGCGUCCUGAACACACACCCCUCCAACCUAUCCUUUUCAGCAACCAGUUAUCUCUAAUAGCGGAAGCUGUAAGACGUGGACAAGAUCUGGUAACUGCAGCAGAGCAAUACGGUACCGCAGCGGUCGAGAUUGUGAAGAUGGUCCAACGAGCGGCGGGUCUUGCUGAUGCUGAGGUAUUCUUGAAGACUUUGGAAUUCGGACUCGGUACAAUUGUUGGACCUAACGGCGACUUACUCAGUGGAGGACAGAAGCAACGAGUGGCGCUAGCAAGGGCUCUAGUGAAAGACCCUAAAGUUCUCAUAUUGGAUGAGGCAACUUCAUCUCUUGACUCAGCUAGUGAGCAACGAAUUCAAGGAGCCAUCGAGAAGGUAUCUUUGGGAAGAACGGUUAUUUCAAUUGCACAUCGCCUGGCAACCGUGAAGAACGCUGAUAAUAUCGUGGUUAUGCGUAAUGGAAAGGUUAUUGAGCAAGGUCGCCACGUAGAUUUGAUCGCGAAGGACGGCGAUUAUGCUGCCCUCGUCCGACUGCAGAACGUGGGGUCAGAGACCUCAAGUAUGAGUACCGCGAAGGAUAGCACCGCAAAGGAUGCUGAAUACUCCGAAAUCGAUUUGGAGAGAGUAACCCAGGCUCUCACACCCAACGACGAGAAAGCUUGCGAAGCGGGAGCUAUCGAAGUUCAGAAGGAAGUGGAAAAGGAGGCGGAAUCUUCCGAUCGCUCCAGACCGACAUGGGCUACAAUCAAGAGCCUAGCCGCUAUAACUCGACCUUACUUGUUUUGGUUCUUUGUUGCUGCCAUCGCUUCCGUGGUUGUUGGCGGAACCUACUCCGGAUCAGCGUUGAUUUUCGGCCACACUAUUGGUGCUUUGAGUCCUUGUAACACCGAGGACGCUAUUAGAGCAGCCGGUAGCUUCUUCGGCCUCAUGUUCUUCGUGCUUGCCAUUGCGGAAUUAUUUGCCAAUGGGGUGAGCUGGUCAGGAUUUGGCUGGGUUGCGCAAAAGGUUCUAUACACCAUUAGAGUACUUUCGUUCCGGUCGCUGCUUGAGCAGGACCUACAAUGGCACCAAUCCGAGGGUCGUACCCCAUCGACAUUGUUGUCGUAUAUAACGAGUGACUCGUCCGCAGUGGAGGGUCUAACAGGUUCCAUAAUAGGGACUAUCUUCUCCAUCUGCGUCAAUUUUGUUGUCGCACUCGUGCUGUCACUCAUUAUCGCCUGGAAAAUCGCCGUCGUCUGUCUCGCCACGGUACCGCUUAUGCUUGGAUCAGGUAUAAUGCAAAUGCGCAUCAUCUCCCGCUUUUCAGAGCGCCAUGAAAAUGCGUUUUCGAAAUCAGUAGGUAUAACAGUUGAAGCGGUGAAUUCGAUCAAGACAGUAGCUGCGUUAUCGCUAGAGCAGGAAGUGCUCGAGGCGUAUCGUCGUUCGCUCUCUGCCCCUCGGAAGGAGAUGACGCGUUCGAGUCUGUGGGCCAAUCUAUUCCUCUCAAUCACCUACAGUAUUUCGAACCUCAUUUAUGCUUUUAUUUAUUGGUGGGGAGCGAAGCAGAUUAUCGAAAGCCACUACACGCAGGUCCAAUUCUUUAUCGUGUUGAUUGCGCUUCUAGUCAGCGCGCAACUUUGGGGUCAACUCUUCACACUCGCACCUGAGAUGACGAGGGCGGGUAGAGCAGUCGGGAGAAUCUUCGACCUCAUUGAUUUGGGAUCUUCCAAAAACCGAUUGACAAACAAAUCAGGUCCUAAUGACCCGGAAGCGACCGUCGAAUCUAAGAAAGCGGGGACAUCGAGUAGCCAUGGUCUUGCUGUGAGCUUCAAACAAGUGAGAUUUUCGUACCCCGCGCGACCGGGUCGACAGGUUCUAAAGGGAUUGGAUAUCGAAAUUCGACCAGGUCAAUUUUGCGCCCUCGUGGGUCCAAGCGGUGCUGGUAAAUCGACGGUUAUUUCGCUGCUAGAACGAAUGUACAGCGUGGAGUCGGGAGCUAUCGAAGUUGAUGGGUUCAACAUUUCUGCCAAGAAAGAGCCUAUUUUUCGGGAUGAUAUUGGUCUAGUACCACAGGACAGCGUACUUUUCGACGGUAGCAUUCGUUUCAACGUCGCUCUCGGAGCUCGUCCGGGUAUAGAACCAUCAGAUGCCGAAAUUGAGGAGGCGUGCAAACUAGCCAACAUCCACAACACCAUCGUAGCUCUGCCCGAUGGUUACAACACCCAGUGUGGACCGAGUGGGGGACAACUCUCGGGCGGGCAGAAGCAACGGCUCUCCAUCGCGAGGGCAUUAGUUCGUAAGCCACGUCUAUUGCUUCUAGAUGAGUCGACUAGUGCGUUAGAUGCAGAAUCGGAAAGAUUACUCCAGGAUGGAUUGGAGCAAGCGACGCGGGGUAUAACAGUCGUGGCCAUCGCACACCGACUGCAUACAAUUCGACGCGCGGACGUGAUCUUCAUGAUUGAGGAUGGUCGAUGUGUGGAGAGAGGAUCACAUGAAGAAUUAUUAACUCGUUGCGAAAGCUAUCGUGUAAAUGUUCUGCAUCAGACCUUGGAUCAUUAAGGGUAGGCCUGGACCUAUCUUUUUAUGAUAACAAGACAUUAUAUAAUAUUGCGUUGUUAAAGCGCUUAGGAAUAAUAGAAUAGGAUACGUAUAUACUCAUAGACUAGGUAAAAGUAAUAAUCAAGCCUAAAUGAAGUAACAUUGUUGGAAUUAUCACGAGAAGGUGGUAAGGUUUGCGACCAUCGUCUCGUUGUUUUCCUGUGAAACGUCGUUUAGGUACCUAUCUCGGAGAGCGGAGAUGUCUACUCCGAGAUGGAAGUUAUAUCCGACGACCGAGCAGCUACGGAAAUUAUGAGAUGCGUCACCGAACUCUACCUACAUUUAUGAGACAUCUACAUGUUAACUCCAAAAUCUUCAAUGUUGAAACUCAGCCUGCAUUUAUUUGAAAAGAUACAUGUAUCUAAUAAAUAUUCGGCUUCAUCGUAUCUCGAGUAACCCAUCCUAAUAUUGGCCUUCCUUCACUAAAGAUCUAUUUCUUCAGAUGCUGUUAUUUCCGGGGUACAUUCCUUUAACUUUAACUUGCUUUUUAAGUUUCACAACCCCUCCAAAAAUCUCUUCUCGUAACGAUGACAUAACCGUUGUGUAACAAUAACCCGAUCCUUCCUAAU